This is a messenger RNA of Mus pahari (shrew mouse), 1583 nucleotides long. Its product is annotated as ret finger protein-like 4A. NCBI's taxonomy places the organism in Eukaryota, Metazoa, Chordata, Mammalia, Rodentia, Muridae. The transcript has 3 exons. The record is from RefSeq and is a predicted model, not a curated record. Bases 284 to 1147 code for a protein of 287 amino acids. Gene Ontology annotation, molecular function: protein binding.
ACAGCUCAGCUGGGGGCCAGAAGAGAGACCAGCAGAGAAGAGGUGAGCACAAUUAAGCAAUACCUUCUUCACUUCUCUGCUCUCGGCUAGGGACAGAGGCAAGACUUAUAACUCUGCAAGUGUUGUCUGAAGCUAGCCCAUACCAGGCAGUGUAGGGACACUGGACCCCUCACUUAAGCAGUACAAGGUGACACAGAGACUUUCAACACCCGGCCUGGAGGAAUAAUGGUCUUCAUUCUCUUGAGUCCAACCAGGGUUUGACUGACUAAAUGAGGCACUGACCAUGGCUCAUCUCUUUAAAGAGAUAAGUAACUGUUAUUUCUGCUUUCGUUGGCUGGAAAGUCCCGUGUACUUGAACUGUGGAUACAUCUGCUGCUUCCAGUGCCUUGACUCACUAGAGAAAACUCCUGAAGGGGAUGGUGUACUGUGCCCCACUUGCUCUGUUGUCUCUUUGAAAGAAGACAUCAUACCUGCUAAAAAGCUAGGGGCCCUGGUUAACAAGAUCAAAAACCUAGAGCCAGAGCUGAAUUUUAUUCUGACAAUGGACCAAGGUAUGAAGAUAUUUCAAGUAAACAUGACCUUGGAUGUGGACACAGCCCAGGACCACCUGAUCAUCUCUGAUGACCUGCUGAGUGUCUACCAUACGCCUCAGAAGCAAAACCGGAAGAAAUGUGCAGAAAGAUUCCACACCUCCCCUUGUGUCCUGGGCUCUUCCCGGUUCACUUCAGGCCGCCAUUACUGGGAGGUAGUGGUGGGAACCAGCAAAGAAUGGGAUAUAGGCAUUUGCAAAGAGUCCAUUAAUCGAAAAGAGGCUAUUUACUUGUCAGAAAAAAACGGCUUCUGGACCAUGGGUGUGAGGGAAAAAAAGGUCUAUUCUGCCAGCACUGAUCCCUUAACUGUGCUACUUGUGAACCCUCGGCUACACAGAGUGGGUAUUUUCCUUGACAUGCUAGAGAAGGGUGUUUCUUUCUGGGACCUUAGCGAUGGCUCCCAUAUCUAUACAUUCCUUGAAAUUCCUGACACGGAUCCAUUUCGCCCAUUCUUUUCUCCAGCAAGUUCCUAUCCAGAUGAUGAUCAAAAACAAGCCCUGAGUAUCUGUCCUGUGACAAAUCCAGGCAUUUUUGGACUUCCAGUUAACCCCCAAUAAGGGGACUAACCCUUGGGUAUGAAAGCUGCUAUGGUGGUCGCUGAGUACUCAUAAACUGGCUAAGACUUUGAGUCUGGUACACACAGAACACAAAAGCAUUACAGAAAUGUAUAGAGGGCCUUAGGAAUACUAACUAGUUACAGGAAAUGCCAUUUGGUUUGGUUUUGCUUUGUUUUGGGUUUUUUUUAAUUUAUUUUUUACACUCCAUAUUUUAUUCUCCCUCCACCCCUGCCCCAUCCUCAAGAGAGUGGAGGCCCUGGGGAGUUUAGAAGAAAUAGCAUUUUUAAUAUAAAGUAUUAUGAUUGUUUUUCUUUGGAAUUUAUGUUUAUAUUUCUGUUCCCAUUCAUAUAUUGUGAAAUUUUACUUUGAAUGUUUUCCUUUUUAUCUGCUAUAAUAUUAGUGUGUGAUGUUGUAGAAUAAAUAAAUUAAAAUUUUA